This is a messenger RNA of Phalaenopsis equestris, 1984 nucleotides long. RefSeq names its product protein CPR-5. Gene Ontology annotation, biological process: trichome morphogenesis; leaf senescence; defense response. The coding region runs from base 76 to 1656 and encodes 526 amino acids. The transcript has 5 exons. The record is from RefSeq and is a predicted model, not a curated record. Lineage: Eukaryota; Viridiplantae; Streptophyta; Magnoliopsida; Asparagales; Orchidaceae.
AUAUUAUUUACCCCGGAAGUGCGUUUUGUGAUCCUCCACCCAAAUUCGACUUCCCACCUUCCUUCCUAGCUGCCCAUGGAUCGCUCCUCCGCCGUCCUCCGACAGCGCAACACUGCGGAGGCGACUGACAUUACAGAUCCCACAGCAACUCCGCCCCCUAAAGUGCCGCGUCCCCCGAGGAAGCGCAAAGGGUUCGCAGUUUCCAAGACUAGGAAGCCGUCGAAGGCCCCGUCUUCGUUCUCAUCGAUUGCUUCAUCCACUGCAGACCAGCCGCCAGGAGGACAAAAAAGGAACCUUAAUGUUAUGCUCGAUGAGGAUUUCCAGGACCUUGCCCUUCCUUUGGGCACGUCCUUCGCCGCCGUUCUUUCCCAGGUUUUGUGUGGCAAAGUUGCCUCUAGGGAUUUGUUACCGGCAGAUAAACUCUCCAUGAUCUGUACUUCAGCUGUAAAGGAGUCCGUGUCUAAUAUUCAUGGCGAUAGGUUUGAUUCAUUUAUGAAUAACUUUGAGAAAUCAUUCGACAGCACAUUGAAGACAUUGCUGCUGCUCCACAAGGCUUCUAGUUCCAGUAAAAAAAAUAGAUUGAGAGAAAAGAGACGACUUAAUGUAGAAGGAGAUAAAUUGAUCAAAGAAUCAUAUAAUAAUGAUGAAGAAUUGGGAGAAGAUGAAGCACAGAGCUCAACAAACCAACUUGCUCUUCACAUAGAAUCAAAUCAUGAGCUGGUUCGAUCUUCUCAUAAUUUGAUUGCUCCUACUUUUAGUCAAUCAAUGCUGACCACCUUUACAAAAUCCGUUACGGAACAAACUCGAUGCAAUGAUUUAAAGGAAGUGGAGAUAGGUUUGACUAUGAGAAAGUUACAAAUGAAGCAGUCUCAGUUAGCCAUGAGUUCUUAUGCAAAUUGGUUAGAGAAGGUAAAAAUAUGUAUGAAUGUGUCUAAAGCCGCUUUCAAAGAAGAAAAACUAAGGAAUCAGAUCGAGGAUUUAAGGCAUGCAGAACUCGUAAGAAGGUGCAUAGAUCUGCUUGUCAGCGGCUUGAUUCUUAUGUGUGCUUUCCUGGUUUAUGGAGCUUCAAUCUUUUCAUACCAGCUGAUUACCGAAGCAACGUCGUCCUGCACUGCGAUGUCCAGAGGAUCCAAGUCCUGGUGGAUGCCUAAACAAAUUACAUCCGUCAGCUCAGGCUGGCAAAUGCUAAGAUGCCAUGCUAUGGUUAUAACCAGAAUGCUUUUUGGUUUGCUGAUGAUUCUGGUUAUCGCCUACUCGCUCCUCCAACGAUCUGCCGCGUCGACAAUGCCAAUCACUUCCAUUCUCUUGCUGUUAGGAUUCGCGUGCGGCAUUGCCGGGAAGCUCUGUGUGGACUCACUAGGAGGAAGUGGGUAUCGCUGGGUUAUUUAUUGGGAGCUUCUAUGCUCACUUCAUCUCUUCGCUAACAUCUUUCCGUCGAUCCUCUACCGUCUCCUAUACGGCCAUGUUUUAGCAGCACAGAGCGAAACGCCAGUUUGGUGGCUGUAUCGGAUUAGGCGAUACACAUUCUAUGUGACGCUGCUGUUGGUUCUUCCAACAAUGGCUGGUUUGUUACCCUUUGGAUCUAUGUUGGAGUGGAAAGAUCAUUUCAGUGAGAAGGUGAGGAUUUUGGUUAUGAAGGCUGAGCAGAAUGGAUGAGGGAAGAGUUUGCCGGUUUUUUAGCUAUGUUUUGACGUAUUCCGGCUGAUUUGUGGGUGUUUUGACCACCGGAACUCGGCCGACUCAUGAAGUCGAGGUGAUUAGACUGAUUCAGGAAAAGAAUUUUUUUUUUUUUUUUUAAAUCCAGCAAGCAAAUGUUCUUCAAAACAUUGGAGUGUAAUUUGGGCUAUUGUUGCAGUGGAAGCUUCAAUGUUAGUGUGAAAUAUUUAUUUGUUUUAAUCAUAGUGUAGCUCGCUUGUAAACAUUUUGUGUAACUUUAAGGCUUGCUCAAGUUUAUUGAGGCUGAUUUUAUUAGUCAUUUCUAUGC